Messenger RNA from Chenopodium quinoa (quinoa), 1146 nucleotides. Its product is annotated as aspartic proteinase nepenthesin-2-like. Gene Ontology annotation, cellular component: extracellular region. The transcript has 2 exons. Lineage: Eukaryota; Viridiplantae; Streptophyta; Magnoliopsida; Caryophyllales; Amaranthaceae. The record is from RefSeq and is a predicted model, not a curated record. The coding region runs from base 1 to 1146 and encodes 381 amino acids.
AUGAAAAUAGAUAAUUAUAUUCGCUACGUUCAAUUGGGAAUUGGCACAUUUGAUAAAUCUCCAAGAUUUGAAACAGUUUAUCUAGGAAUAGAUACUGCAAGUGGCUUAAUUUGGACGCAAUGUGAAGGUUGUGUAAAAUGCUUUCAUCAAAUAGUUCCCUAUUAUCCAGCAAGUCAAUCUCAUAGUUAUAGUCCACUCCCUUGCUCUGAGUGUCCUCCUACCGGAGAAUGUGUGGACAAUACUUGUAGGUUGUCGCGGCGGUAUGGAGAUGGUAGCGUCGUCGUCGCCAUUGCGGCUCGUGAAACAUUUUACCUCGAGUCUGACCCUGAUCUUCUAGCCCUGGACCAAGCUAUUUUUGGUUGCGGUAUCGACAUGCAAGGCUUUAGUGAAGGUGAUGGUGAAAACAAUAAGGUUAGUGGAAUAUUUGGAAUGAGUUUAGGCGAAUUUGGCUUUAUAAAACAAGCAGAGACUCUGGUUAAAGGAAAAUUCUCAUAUUGCUUACAAAAGUUUCAAAAAGGCAUUGUGCCACCAAUGUACCUUCGGUUUGGAGACGAUGUUAAACCACCCGCAUCGACGCUUAGUACCGUCCCUAUGUUACAAAAUCCAAAACAACCGUCUUACUAUUACUUAGACCUCCGCGGCAUUAGGGUGGGUAACAAGGACCUUGAACUUCCUAGUGGCGUGUUUGACAUUAAGGAAGACGGAAAUGGAGGAUGCAUCAUCGACACAGGCACACCUCAUAGUCGUCUAACCACGGAGGCCUACCGCGUCUUCAAAGACGAGGUAGCAGCACAUAUUGAAGCUAGUAACGCAAAUGUGGUAAGAUUUGAUGAUCCUAGAAUUCGUACCGUAGGGUACGACCUUUGUUAUAGGCGUGUACGUGGUCCGCCAACCGUACUACUUCCUUGGGUUACAUGGUUGUUUGCGAAUAAUGCAAAAUUCUUAAUGAAUCCUGAUGUAGUAUUUACUUUUUAUGACGACGAAAGUGGUUUUGGCUUACAUUGCUUGACUAUUGGUGAAAGUACACAAGAUGAUGGUGGUUUAAGCAUAUUAGGAUCUGACCACCAAGUAGAUCACCGUAUAAUAUAUGAUAUUCCAAAUAAACAACUACAAUUUGGAAACGAGGAUUGCUCCAAAGGUCGUUGA